Molecule: messenger RNA, 942 nt
Organism: Haemonchus placei
Lineage: Eukaryota; Metazoa; Nematoda; Chromadorea; Rhabditida; Trichostrongylidae
Source: the annotation of a GenBank genome assembly
AUGUCCGACGAGAAGGCAAAGUUAGCCGAGGCCGAGGGCCUCAAACGUCUUGCCUUCUUCGGCAUUGCCAUCUCCACCGUUGCCACAUUAACUGCCAUCGUGGCCGUCCCUAUGCUCUAUAACUAUAUGCAGCAUGUACAGUCCUCUCUUCAGAAUGAGGUCGAAUUCUGCCGUCACCGUACUGAUGGGCUUUGGGACGAAUUCCGUCGGUUUGAAUCCGCAAAAGGAGUAGACAGCCGUAUCAAGAGACACACUUGGCAGCAGCACUUCCGUGUUCCUGCUAGAGCUCGUGGUGCAGGCACAUACUCCGAAGGUCCUGCCGUCGGAGGAGGCGGCGGCGGUGGCGGCGGUACAUGCUGCUCUUGCGGAAUCGGUGCUGCCGGUCCUCCUGGUCCACCUGGAGCUGAUGGAAACCCCGGAAGAGAUGGAUCUCCAGGAAACCCAGGAUCACCUGGAGCUGAUGCCAGUGCUAGUGCCGCUCCUAGAGCUUCCGAUUUCUGCUUUGACUGCCCACCUGGACCUGCUGGCCCCGCUGGAAACCCUGGACCUCCUGGACCUCCUGGAGCACCUGGAGCUCCCGGCCACAGCCCUCAGUCCGGAGGAUCUGGACCUCCUGGACCACCCGGUCCACCAGGACCCCCUGGAAACGACGGACAACCUGGAGCACCCGGAAAUCCAGGAAGACCUGGACAAACUAUCGAAGUUCCCGGAACUCCUGGACCAGCUGGACCACCUGGACCUCAAGGACCACCUGGAGCACCUGGAAAUCCAGGAGCUCCUGGAAGCUCACAGCCCGGACCACCAGGACCCCCAGGAGACCCAGGACCAGAUGGAGCGCCAGGUAACCCUGGAGCACCUGGAAGUCCUGGAGAAAAUGGUGCAGCUGGUAGCGGCGGUGGUUGCGAUCACUGUCCUCCACCUCGAACAGCACCAGGAUAUUAA